GUGUUUGUGUUGUGUGUUCCGCCGUCAUUUUUCUGCGCCCUUUUCGCGAAUAUUUUCGUUUCGCCUCCAGCUGGUAAAGAGAAACGCCAAACGGUGAAGGGGAACGGCCAACAAGAUGAAUUUGUGCAAUUCGAGAUUCUCCGUUACUUUCGUGCGGCAGUGCUCGACGAUUUUAACGUCUCCUUCGGCUAGCAUUCUACAAAACAGAGGCUCACUGACAACAAAGGUUCCCCAUUGGAUUUCCAGUAGUCUCGGCUGUGCCCAGCACACGUUUCAGCGAACGAUGAACUCGACGGGACAGCGAGGAUCACGCGACAGUACGGGAGCUCCCGGUGGGAGUGCUCCAGCCGGAUCCGGUGCCGGCGCACCACCACCCUUCCAGCAUCCACAUUGCGACAGGGCGGCCAUGUACGCGCAACCGGUGCGAAAGAUGAGCAACAAAGGAGGAUCCUACGACUACGACCUUAUUGUGAUUGGAGGCGGAUCAGCUGGCCUGGCCUGCGCCAAGGAGGCGGUCCUCAAUGGAGCCCGUGUGGCCUGUCUGGAUUACGUUAAGCCCACGCCCACUCUGGGCACCAAGUGGGGCGUUGGCGGCACCUGCGUGAACGUGGGCUGCAUUCCCAAGAAGCUGAUGCACCAGGCCUCGCUUCUGGGCGAGGCUGUCCAUGAGGCAGCUGCCUACGGCUGGAACGUGGACGACAAGAUCAAGCCAGACUGGCACAAGCUGGUGCAGUCGGUACAGAACCACAUCAAGUCCGUAAACUGGGUGACCCGUGUGGAUCUGCGCGACAAGAAAGUGGAGUACAUCAAUGGACUGGGCUCCUUCGUGGACUCGCACACCCUGCUGGCCAAGCUGAAGAGCGGCGAGCGCACAAUCACCGCCCAGACCUUCGUCAUUGCCGUUGGCGGCCGACCACGCUAUCCGGAUAUUCCCGGUGCUGUCGAGUAUGGCAUCACCAGCGAUGAUCUGUUCAGUUUGGACCGCGAGCCCGGCAAGACCCUGGUGGUGGGAGCUGGCUACAUUGGUUUGGAGUGCGCUGGAUUCCUGAAGGGUCUCGGCUACGAGCCAACUGUGAUGGUGCGUUCUAUUGUGCUGCGUGGCUUUGACCAGCAGAUGGCCGAGCUGGUGGCAGCCUCGAUGGAGGAGCGUGGCAUUCCCUUCCUGCGCAAGUCGGUGCCGCUGUCCGUGGAAAAGCAGGAUGAUGGCAAGCUGCUCGUGAAGUACAAGAAUGUGGAGACCGGCGAGGAGGCCGAGGAUGUCUACGACACCGUUCUGUGGGCCAUCGGCCGCAAGGGUCUGGUGGACGAUCUGAACCUGCCCAAUGCCGGCGUGACUGUGCAGAAGGACAAGAUUCCAGUGGACUCCCAGGAGGCUACCAAUGUGGCGAACAUCUACGCUGUCGGCGAUAUCAUCUACGGCAAGCCAGAGCUGACACCAGUCGCCGUUCUGGCUGGUCGUCUGCUGGCCCGCCGCCUGUACGGUGGAUCUAACCAGCGCAUGGACUACAAGGAUGUGGCCACCACUGUUUUCACGCCCCUGGAGUACGCCUGCGUCGGCCUGAGCGAGGAGGAUGCCGUCAAGCAGUUUGGAGCUGAUGAGAUCGAGGUGUUCCACGGCUACUACAAGCCCACGGAGUUCUUCAUUCCCCAGAAGAGCGUGCGCUACUGCUACUUGAAGGCUGUUGCCGAGCGCCAUGGCGACCAGCGCGUCUACGGACUGCACUACAUUGGCCCGGUGGCCGGAGAGGUUAUCCAGGGAUUCGCUGCCGCUUUGAAGUCUGGCCUGACCAUUAACACGCUGAUCAACACCGUGGGCAUCCAUCCCACGACCGCCGAAGAGUUCACCCGGCUGGCCAUCACCAAGCGCUCCGGACUGGACCCCACGCCGGCCAGCUGCUGCAGCUAAAGCGGGAACGCAGCUCAGCCGCCUGGGACGCGUCGAAGCCGCUUGCUCCACCCGAAUUCCCGUAGAUGAAUGGUUGUUGUCGCGGCCCAGCGAUCGAUGAGUUCAAUAGUUCCGUUUAGUUUCCACAAUUAACACCCACACAAUAGCUCUGCGCAAGGGAGGGGCACUGGGCAGCGAUGGCGGUGGGACGACACCAGUGGAACUCCCCGCGCGACCAGCCCAACCCACGACUGCUGCGCCGCCGACAUGCACUCAAAAUUUUGAAUUUGUUUGAACCUAUGAAAUUAACUAUGAAAAUCCCCUAAAUGUACGGUCGAAGAAUAUAAUUUUUCACCAACAAA
This is a messenger RNA of Drosophila mauritiana, 2247 nucleotides long. It is a transcript of the gene Trxr1, whose product is annotated as thioredoxin reductase 1, mitochondrial. Bases 116 to 1906 code for a protein of 596 amino acids. Gene Ontology annotation, biological process: glutathione metabolic process; cellular response to oxidative stress; cell redox homeostasis. Gene Ontology annotation, cellular component: cytosol; mitochondrion. Lineage: Eukaryota; Metazoa; Arthropoda; Insecta; Diptera; Drosophilidae. The transcript has 4 exons. The record is from RefSeq and is a predicted model, not a curated record. Gene Ontology annotation, molecular function: glutathione-disulfide reductase (NADPH) activity; thioredoxin-disulfide reductase (NADPH) activity; flavin adenine dinucleotide binding.